Messenger RNA from Pocillopora damicornis (cauliflower coral), 2019 nucleotides. RefSeq lists its product as uncharacterized. The record is from RefSeq and is a predicted model, not a curated record. Gene Ontology annotation, molecular function: protein binding. Lineage: Eukaryota; Metazoa; Cnidaria; Anthozoa; Scleractinia; Pocilloporidae. Gene Ontology annotation, cellular component: nucleus.
CUUGUGGAAACGGGCAAAACUAGAGCAACAUUUAACUGCAUCCAACGAAAUGUGCACAGCCAAAAAUUUCAUCAAAACAAAUCCGCUUACAGGAAAUGAAACUCUAGAAGCCAAAACAUUAUCUACAUCAACCCGUGAGGGCUCAAAAGACACGGAGACACCAGAUAUUCGCGUGCAAUCUUGGAAGUCAACAGAUGAAAGCAAGAACACACGCGCUGAUCUGUACCAUCUUGGAAUAGAAAUGUGUUCUGCCACAAAGACUGCGUUAAAAUUUCCAACAAGAAACAGUGUGUUCAGGAGAAUCAGCGAAGAGAGAAUGGCGGCGCAAAAAGACGAUGGAAAACUGAAGCCAGAAGAUAAGUCGGCCAGGAGAAGAAAGCAAAGCUUGUCGCUAGAUCCACAACUAUUACUCCAAUGGGCUGCGACUUACAAUGAUGUUGAUACCUUAAAAAAUGUGGUGGAAGGUACGAAAGUCGACCUUAAUGCUCCAGGAGUCGAUGGGUCGUAUGCCUUGCACCGAGCUGCAAGCACAGGGAGCUUUGAAUGUCUUCAGUACCUCGUGACAAAAGGUGCGCAGUUAGAAGUUCGCGACAAAGAAGGAUCCUCGCCGCUGGAUGCCGCGGUUUACGAAGGAGAAUUUGACUGCGCGCGCUUUCUAAUCGAAAAAGGCGCGAGUAUAAGUCACAUAAAGGACGGAUUUACAGACAGGAAUCUGGUUAAGAUACGGGGACGAGAGCGAGCCAUGACUUUCAUGUAGCCGGCACACAACGUCAUUCAUGGUGAAAGUUGCGUUGCAGUUCCAGGGAGAAGUGUUCUUGACAUUUUGUACUCGCUUGGAUCAGUGAAUGAAAUCUGCCUCGCCGUUACUAGUUCGAGUUGAACAUUGAUUAAAUAAUUGAUUACUUGGAAAGUAAUCGACAUGAAGCUGUAUCGAGGAAGAGUUUUCUGAAAUCUGAAGUUUUUGUAGUUCGCACAUUGAAUUUGACUACAGCUGUGUCAAUGACAUUGGCGCUCUCGAAGACACAUGUGAGAACUGUUUGCUCAUCAUUUUCUCUACUGUUCUGAUUACUCGCUCUAAAGUGCUUCAGUUGACUAAUAUGUCUAAACUGAGUCGAGGAUAGCGAGGAUAGCAAGGAUAGCACGAUUCACGAUUAAACUUGCAAAAAACAGUUUGGAUAAUUAUUUUUUAGAGUUAUCCAUGGAUCAUUCGCAUGGCACUACAGGUUUCGUUUUGAAGGAACUAUCUAUCUUUUGGUUGAAAGCGUGAAACAAAAACCUGUGCUUAAUGAAAAAAUUAAAAUUGCGAAUGGAAAUACAAAAAACUACUUAAGUUGAUAACUGUCAUUCAGCUGUAAAAGCCACCGGGGUAAUAGGGUUUCGAAUGUUAAAAUUACUAUCACGAUCGUACUCGCAAUUUGAGACCUUACAUGUAAGAUACAAAUGAUCGUUAUUAUAAAAGGUGCGUUAGUUUCUCAUAGAUUUCGGAUUACAUUUGUGACCCUGUGUGGCGUUCUGUGAUGAGAAAAAGCCUGAUUUAUGACAUUUUAAUUUUCCUGAACUCACUUCGUUGAUUCUGAUCUUAAUUUGUUUGUCUUGUUUGUAAUCUCGUUGUCAGUCAUCAUUCCAACGAGGUUGAUUACUAGUGUCAACAGACAGCUACAGAGGGUUUGUUUAGAACUUCCUUAUGCUUAAAGAACGGUUAUCCGUAUUACGAAGCAUAUUGGAAGCGUAUUAAUCAAGUUUCUCAGUUUUCACGCGAAUCAGCGGCCUAGUAUUGACAUGAAGACGCUUUUGUCCGCCUACACAAUGAAAGAGAAAAAAAAGUUCAGACGUACUGGAUUUCAACGCUUGACUGAGUCAAAUUACCAAUUCACCCGCAAGCAAGCGGCUAGUUGCCCGAAUUAGCGGCAAGGAGAAGCAAUGCAUGAUAUAGUUAGGGACUGUUAAAUAGUUGUUAUCGAGAGAAAUGUUCUAUAUGACAAAUGUGUCAGGUCGAAUAAAGCCACAAAGCUGUAGGUC